Drosophila melanogaster (fruit fly) is the source of this 553-nucleotide messenger RNA. It is a transcript of the gene tHMG1, whose product is annotated as testis-enriched HMG-box-containing protein 1. Gene Ontology annotation, molecular function: DNA binding. The transcript has a single exon. Lineage: Eukaryota; Metazoa; Arthropoda; Insecta; Diptera; Drosophilidae. Gene Ontology annotation, cellular component: nucleus. The record is from RefSeq and is marked reviewed. Bases 99 to 479 code for a protein of 126 amino acids.
GAUCUCAACGAUAUACAGCCCAAAUCGAAGCAUUUCUUACAUCUACAACAAAUUGUUAAAGUAAACAUUUUUUUUAACUUUUAUUUAUUACGAUAAAGAUGUCAGACUGCGGAGCGCGCCCCAAAAAACCCAUGAGCGCCUUCAUGUUGUGGAUGAAUUCCACCGGGCGGAAGCACAUAAAAGCGGAGCAUCCCGAUUUUAGUGUCCAAGAAGUGUCUGUGAAGGGCGGAGAGAUGUGGCGAGCCAUGGCCGAUGAGGACAAGAUCGUGUGGCAGGAGUCGGCCACCACGGCAAUGGCCGAGUACAAGGAGAAGUUGAAGCAGUGGAAUUUCCCCAAGGAGCACCGCUUUUCGGACACGCAAUGUAUUUGUUCCUCAAAUACUAACCAAUGCCCCACCCUUUUUGUGUACGACACCAUGGAUGACUCGAUGACUCCGAUCUGCAGGAAGUGCUUAUCAAAGACCAGGUGCCUUCACUAAGCGUUUACUACAUUUGUUAAUUUAUUGUUGUACUAAAAUCCACAAGCUAAUAUAAAUUUGUUUUUGAUAAAUUU